GUCACCACAAAAUCAUCUGCUACAACACGAGGUCGGGUGCGAGGUCGAGGACAGGGCCGCACGCGUGCUAAUCGCAAAAAUGGUUCAAAGAUAUCCCAUGAGGCCUUGAGCUCUAUUGAUGCAGCCGACAAUAGCAAUAAUGAAAACAGCCAUGAUUAUAAGAAUGAAUCGCAAUCCGAGAAAAAUGAAUCAGGCCAUGUAGAUCAGGUCGAGCACGUUGAUCACGACUCUAAUGGAGCAUCACAAUUGCAAUCUGAUCAACCUUUUGUCGCAACGGAGCAAGACAGUGCGGAUACGCAAACAAUAGGCAAUAUGGCGAAUGAAACCAUGGACAAACACAGCAACAAGGGUUCGCAGGUUGAAUUAGCGGGCUCUGGUAGUCAAGAUGAUCAAAGUAUUACUAAUGGUAUCAACAUAAUUCAGGAUCUAAAGCUACCAGGAGAUACUAGCGAACCAAUGCCUGGAACCGUAAACGAAGCCACUGUUUCAACUUCGCAUGCUAAAGUAUUUUUCAGUGAAGAGCAUUAUAACAAACUUUCGGUUGGCGGCAUAGGGAGAUUAACUGAGCAGUUUAUACAAAAGAAGCGUCAGUUUCAAGAGAUACAACCAUCUAGACCCAUGCCACACACUGAUGUUGAGGGUGACACUUCCACAAAGAAGCAGAGGGCUUCAAAGUGGAUAAGGCCAUCAAUAUCGAACGAAGGCAUAUUGUAUAGCAAUACGACUAAGCCAACGGGCUCCACUCUAAAGAUAGAUAAUGGGCCAGAUCAAAAGAUUACAUCUUCUUCGGAGUUAGUGGCCUCAACCACAGGCAAAUUUGACAUUAUUGAUUUGAUGGCGUCUGUCUCGUCAUACGUUCCUGAGAUUGCCUCGGUUUUCCACAGUACUGAUCCAAAACAAGCUAAUAGUGAAUUUCAACAGCAAAAACCACAGCAACCAGAGCAGCCAGGGCUUUUACAAAUGUUGCCUCCUAAGGAUCGGUUUUACCACCCAUGUAUUUAUUCACACGAACACCGUUCGACUUUGACACGCGAGGAACACUGCCGGUACAUAAUGUAUGAUAGUAUUAUCCGUGGAUUGCAUAAGCAUGGGGGUGUAUUGCAAUUAGGAUCGGAAGAUCGAGAGCUCUGGACUUCUCUACAAGAGAGGGUGAAUCAAGAGCGGCAGAGUGUGCGUCAAUGGAACGCUGAGACCGUGAGGGCCAGGAUCGCUAGCUAUUCAAAUGUGGCUAUCCAGGCUGCAUUGGAGACAAAGUUCCUACGUGCAAGGAGGAGAGUACUAGAAGAAUAUCCUCGACGCUACGACUUUAUUCAGUCCAUUGGGUUGCGGCUUCCUGGUGUACCUUCAGUGAAGGAGCCUACUUUGAGCAGGAAAAAGGCAAAUGUGAUCGCGCCACCAGGAGGGCUGGACAAACCACAGAGCAAUUCAGUAGAAGAACCACACCCUCGCGGGCUUUUGAAGAGGACAGGGAAAGUUUGCCCAGUUUCUUUAGCAAAGCCAAUCUGGCCUACAGAUGAGAAUGGAGUACCAUAUGAAAAGUCAAUUGAUAUCAAUGGCCGGUAUUGGAGUCAGUCUGGAGAGUCGUCGACUUCCCAAAAAGCAUCGAAUGGACUGCGGGAUAACAGACGCAUCCACCUACCAAGCACAUCUCCUGCACCAUCAGUAUCCAAGGAUCCAACCAUUAAGCACUUUGUCAAGGAGCAAAAUAUCCAUAUUGCAUUUGCUGCAAGUGCAUUAGUGACACUGGCGGAGACCUUGCCUAGCCUUGCGUCCGAAUGGGAGAUCCCUGUGAAAGUUGUACUCGAGGAAGAUCACGAAGGAGUGAUGCAGAAGCGGGUUUAUGUCGACAAGCCAUUGAUUCGCAAACGGAUGUCAGCGUUAGAGAUGACCCAAGCAUUUUACAACGGUGCACUUAAAAAGCUUUCUUUGAUAGCUACUUCAUCAACAGACGCUGCUAUUCUUUCAUCACCUCUGAAGGAGCAUAUCACACUUCCCUCUUCAACUUCUUCAGAACAGGAUCGCAGCGAGAAUGCUGGAAAAAUAGCUUUAGAGCAUGGGCCCACAGUGCCACUGGAUCAUAGUGAAUCGACGCCUCCUAUCUCGUCCCAACAGGCAGACAAAGGAUCACUUAAAAACCCUGCUAACGCUGGGGAUGCAGAGCAAAAUCAUUCAAAGAUGAUGACGGGGAGAGAGGAUAAAGAUGAAAAUAAGGAUAAAGAUGAGGAUAAGGAUAUGAACAUGGAUAUUGAUGAUGAGGAAGAGGGUGUUUUGGGGAGUCAGGCUGGUGCAGUUUCUUCCGAUGAAUAUGCCAAUGACGGAUUUGACUAUUCACUUUGGACAUUUGGAGAUACGAGAAUCCUGAUCCGAAGCCGCAUCCACGGAUAUCUCGAUAAUACAGCGCCAUGUAGGCAGGUAGUCCUUAAAUCUAUUUUAGAUUAUGCGCCAGAGAUUGGCCUGUCUCUUCCAAGUAAAUCAACUAUGGCCGGUUGGUGGAUGGCAACAUGGAUUCGUGAUGAUCGGCUUGUCGCUCUAGGACGCGUAGAUGUUUCUAAAAACCAAUUUGUACGGUAUAUGGACCCAAAGAGCAUUGACUCAGCACAUAGCUCAAAUCCAGAGAAUCCGUUAGGCGCAACGUUUAGUGACUUGCCUGCGAUAUCGAUUGUGGAUGCAAGUACAUUGCGCGUGCAAGAGCGUGAAAUUCAAGAUUGGAUUAAGCCUAAUAUGCGAUCAAUCCAUUAUGUCAUCGGAAAGUUAAUACAACUUAGGCCAGGCCAGUAUAUCCUGGGACAUAAGAGGUCUGAUAUUAACGCCAAUAUCUACAAGGCGGUAGAGGAGGGAUUCGAUGAGUCUAAUCUAUCGCAUGACUCUAUUAAAGAGAAUAAGGGGGUCACUAAGGGAGGAACAGCUGUAUCAAAAGGCCAAUAUGAUCUACAUGCAGCUCACCAAAGCUCGCCACAGCUAUUGAACGAGAAUAACACAGACAUCAGUGGAGCUGGAGGAGCAGGGUUAAAUGACGACGACCUGCAGCUGCAGUGGGUCGGCACUCCAGACCAAAUCCUAGGCACCUUUCCAUAUGAAGUAGAGCCAGAGCCUGUUCACGUUAGUAUGCAUGACUCACGAAGGGGUCGUGGGAGAGCAGUAGGCAAGCGCAGUCGUGCAAAGAAGAAUGGACAGAACAAUUAGUAUAUACAUAAUUUAAUUAUGCACAGUGGCGCAGUCUGAACGGUGUGACGGUGGGAUGAAACAACAAAACCGCGAUCACUCUGCCAUUCUUACAU
Molecule: messenger RNA, 3278 nt
Organism: Lobosporangium transversale
Lineage: Eukaryota; Fungi; Mortierellomycota; Mortierellomycetes; Mortierellales; Mortierellaceae
Exons: 3
Coding region: 313-3183 (956 amino acids)
Biological process (GO): snRNA transcription by RNA polymerase III; snRNA transcription by RNA polymerase II; positive regulation of transcription by RNA polymerase III
Source: RefSeq, a predicted model, not a curated record